This is a messenger RNA of Xylaria bambusicola, 1528 nucleotides long. RefSeq lists its product as uncharacterized. The transcript is spliced from 2 exons. The record is from RefSeq and is a predicted model, not a curated record. The coding region runs from base 131 to 1126 and encodes 331 amino acids. NCBI's taxonomy places the organism in Eukaryota, Fungi, Ascomycota, Sordariomycetes, Xylariales, Xylariaceae. Gene Ontology annotation, biological process: mitochondrion organization; lipid homeostasis. Gene Ontology annotation, cellular component: mitochondrial outer membrane.
CUUAUCGUUACAUCUCGACCAUUCACUUUUUGCUUUACAUCGACCGGGAUUGUUCCAGUCCUGUCUAGACGAAUUCAUACGCGCCUCGGCGGCGGUUGUCGACUCGACUGGAGUUCGAAUUGAUGACAAGAUGGCGCCUGAUCCAGCUUCAUUAGACCAUAAAGAGUCUCAGGAAACUCUCGUCUCUUUAGCAGAACUAGAUCCCUCUCCCAUAGACUCGCCCGAAGAAGACCUGUCAGAACAGCUCGAAGGCUUGUCGUCGGCUACAAUACCGCCGUCGCGGGCCACGGCAUCGUCGCCGGGCCUCGGCAGUAGCGGUCAUGGACCAAUAUUCUACUUAACCCGCAUUCAGCGCUACUCGAGCUAUACAUUCACAUUCUUCGCCGGCCUUCAUUUUGCCAACACGUCCUUGAUACCCCUCAUUUACCGUUCCGUGCCCUACUCGGAGCCCUUCCUUCUUAUGACCCGCGAACUAUACCAAACACGUCUGACAGAGCCUCUACUCGUUGGGUUUCCCAUACUCGCCCACGUAGCUUCCGGUUUCACUAUCCGUCUCCUUCGACGGAGCCAGAAUAAGAAGCGGUACCAUGGGGAUUCAAGUCCCAGCUUCUGGGAAUUGGCACGAUCCAAGGCCUCUUUGUCCUCAUCCUCUACCUCGCAUAGCUCCUUCUCCCGUAUAUGGCCAUCCUUCAACAAUAUAGCAGCAUCGGGCUAUGUUUUUUCGGUUCUCAUCACGUCGCACAUAGCCAUGAACCGAGUCCUACCCCUUAUUGUCGAUGGAGACAGCAGUAAUAUCGGUCUCGCAUAUGUAGCUCACGGCUUCGCGCGGCAUGCGCCGUCGGCUUAUAUCGCCUAUGCGCUCCUAUUGUUUGUUGGGUCUGGGCACAUGGUCUGGGGAAUGGCGAGAUGGCUUAAUCUGGCACCGCCUGCGAACUGGAAGAAAAUCACAUUUGAUAAGCCUACGAGAAGCCGCCGCCGCCGUGCUUGGUGGACAAUUAAUGCUAUUGUUGUUUCUUUUGCUGCGGUGUGGGCUGCUGGUGGUUUAGGCGUCGUCGCGCGGGCGGGACCUUCACAAGGAUGGCUGGCCACUGUUUACGACAGCAUUUACGAAUACGCUGGUCGGUAGUACUCUAUAGAGCUUUGAUAUAGGAAGUGGCUAAUAAUAGCACCGAUACGAGCAUGGCCCCGUUUACAGUUGACUUCAAUGCCAGGCAUAAUGUAAUAUUUAGCGAGACGCAUAUGGGAGGCGUGAAACACCACGAUAUUUGGCUACACAGGAUAAUGAAGGAACGUACCUCCGACGCGCGUAAUUAUAUAGCGAAUUAUCACCACGCCACCAGUCUAGACUAGACACCUAAACACUGUUUCUCCUUCAGGGAGGCUGUUCCCUGAUAGUGGUCACAGGAGUGAACUGAAGAAUUUAUUUUCUAUUGUGGAGUUAAAGUGUCUCAACCAUUGAUCUCUUUAAAAAAAAAAAACGCUAGUUUCCGGAUGUAGGUUAGAUAUAUACACGCACAUUAAGUGCAAA